Iphiclides podalirius (scarce swallowtail) is the source of this 1284-nucleotide messenger RNA. Lineage: Eukaryota; Metazoa; Arthropoda; Insecta; Lepidoptera; Papilionidae. The record is from the annotation of a GenBank genome assembly.
AUGACGACGCCGUGCCUUCUGCUCCGCGACCUGGACAUCAUUAAGCAUGUCUUCAUCAAAGAUUUCGACUUUUUCUCCGACCGUGGAGUCUCCGUGAGCGAUAAGGGCUUGGGCAACAACUUGUUCCAUUCGGACAACGACAAAUGGCAAGUGUUAAGGAAACGCUUUACACCGAUAUUCACCUCAGCUAAAUUGAAGCAUAUGUUACCCCUGCUAGAAGAACUUGCUGAUAAAUUUAUUACCCAUCUCGAAGACGAGUGUAUGAAGAAAAGCGAGUAUGACGUGCAUUUAUUGUUUCAAAGGUAUACGAUGGCAACAAUCUCGGCUUGCGCGUUCGGCUUAGAGAUUGAUACGUUAAGUGACAAAAUGGACUUCUUCGUGAAAUUGCACAAUGUCAUAACCACUCCUUCGUUGGUGGACGAGUUUGACAUGAUGUUUCCGGGAGUACUAAAAAAGUUAAACCUAGAGAUAUUCCCAAAGGAGAUGUCGCAGUUUUUUAAGCAGCUUGUUUCAACUGUUAUCGAACAGAGAAAUGGUGUACCAUCGAAGAGAAAUGAUCUAAUGGAUUUGAUUCUGGAACUGAGACAGCAAGGCGAAGUGCACGGUACUAAGAGGAACGAUGACAAAUCACAAAUAGUGGUUGAACUGACAGACGAAGUUAUCGCUGCACAGGCAGUGGUAUUUUACAUAGGUGGAUACGAAACCAGUGCUAGUACAAUAGCCUUCAUGUUAUACGAGUUGGCGAAGAACCAAGAUAUUCAGAACAAAGUGAUAGCUGAAGUGGACGAAGUGCUCAAGAAACACGAAGGCAUGGUUACAUUCGAGACACUCAAUGAUUUGCCUUACAUGGAAAAUGCUUUCACUGAAACCUUACGCCUGUAUCCCAUUGUGGAGCCUUUGCAGAGAAGGGCACAAAUGGACUACAAAUUGCCUGGCACUGACAUCACCGUGAAGAAAGAUCAGAUUGUAUUAAUAUCAGGUUUGGGAAUUCAUCGUGACGAGAAGUACUAUCCUAACCCGGAUAAAUUUGAUCCCGAAAGAUUCAAUGACGAAAACUCUUGUGGCAGGCACACCUGCGCUUACUUGCCAUUUGGAGUUGGACCGAGAAACUGUAUAGGUAUGCGUUUUGGAAAGAUACAGUCUCGUAUGAGUUUGGUGAAGUUCUUCGCCAAGUUUCGAGUGGAGCCGUCUAGUAAAACCUUACCUGCGGUGAGAUAUGUCCCCAAACGGUUUGUGCUCACCGCUGAAGGAGGAUUUCAUUUGAACAUUGUUCCAAGGAAGCUU